This is a messenger RNA of Choloepus didactylus (southern two-toed sloth), 1020 nucleotides long. RefSeq names its product malate dehydrogenase, mitochondrial-like. Gene Ontology annotation, biological process: carboxylic acid metabolic process; tricarboxylic acid cycle. NCBI's taxonomy places the organism in Eukaryota, Metazoa, Chordata, Mammalia, Pilosa, Megalonychidae. Gene Ontology annotation, cellular component: cytoplasm; mitochondrion. The transcript has 2 exons. Gene Ontology annotation, molecular function: L-malate dehydrogenase (NAD+) activity. The record is from RefSeq and is a predicted model, not a curated record.
AUGCUCUCCACCCUCGCCCGGCCUGUCGGCGCCGCCCUCUGCCACGGCUUCAGCACCUCAGCUCAGAGCCAUGCUAAAGUAGCCGUGCUGGGGGCUUCUGGAGGAACUGGGCAACCUCCUUCUCUCCUCCUGAAGAAGAGCCCCUUAGUGAGCCGCCUCACCCUCUACGACAUCGCUCACACGCCCGGAGUGGCCGCCAAUCUGAGCCACACAGAGACCAGAGCAACUGUAAAAGGCUACCUCGGACCAGAACAGCUGCCAGACUGCUUGAAAGGCUGUGAUGUGGUGGUUAUUCCGGCGGGAGUUCCAAGGAAACCAAGUAUGACACGAGAUGACCUGUUUCACACCAACGCCACAAUCGUGGCCACCCUGACCACGGCCUGUGCCCAGCAUUGCCCUGAAGCCACGGUCUGCAUCAUUGCAAAUCUGGUUAACUCCACCAUCCCAAUCACAGCAGAAGUUUACAAGAAACAUGGAGUACAUGACCCCAAUAAAAUCUUAAGUGUGACAACCCUGGACAUUGUCAGAGCCAACACUUUUGAUGCAGAACUGAAGGGUUUGGAUCCAGCCUGAGUCAACGUUCCUGUCAUUGGCAGCCACACUGGGAAGACCAUCAUCCCCCUGAUCUCUCAGUGCACUCCCAAGGUGGACUUUCCCCAGGACCAGCUGACCACAUUUAUCGGGCAGAUCCAGGAGGCAGGCACGGAGGUGGUCAAGGCGAAAGCUGGAGCCAGCUCUGCCACCCUGUCCAGCGCCUGGAGUGGCCGCCGAUCUGAGUGCGUCUUUUCCCUGGUGGACACAAUGACUGGAAAGGAAGGUGUUGCUGAAUUUUCCUUUGUGAAGUCACAAGAAACGGACUGUCCCUAUUUCUCCACACCGUUACUGCUAGGGAGAAAAGGCAUGGAGAAGAACCUGGGCAUUGGCAAAAUCAGCCCUUUUGAAGAGAAGAUGAUUGCUUCUGCCAUUCCUGAGCUGAACGCCUCAAUCAAGAAAGAAGAGUUUGUAAAGAACAUGAAAUGA